CAUAUACAUCACUCCAUAAGUUUCAAGAAGAGUGUACUAAUAAAAUAGAAAUAAGUAGAAGAUAGAAUAAAGAGAAAAUAAUCACUGAAAAAUGGGUGCCAAGAUGAAGAAAAUCGCUAUGGCCAGCCUCUCGUCCGUCCUUCUGGUGGCCAUGGUCUUGCCCUUGGCGACUGGCGAUAUUCCCACCAUCUCAAACAAGGCGGCGCAAGCCCUUUGCACCUCCGUGGACUACAAAAUAACCUGUGAGAAGAGCCUGUCCGAUGCCCACAGCUCCAACCCUCAGGAGCUUAUAAAAGUAGCGUUCAACCACGCCAUCACAGACAUCCAGGAGGCCAUCAAGAACUCCACCCUAUACAAACAAGCCGCCACGGAUCACAGAACCAAAGGGGCCCUUGAGGUGUGUGAAGAAGUGCUCGACACCUCCAUCGACGACCUGAGGAGAUCCUUCGACAGAGUCGGCAAUUUAGACAUCACCAAGCUCAAGCAGUACAUCGAAGAUGUCAAGGUAUGGCUUAGUGGUGCCAUCACCAACCACGAGACGUGCCUUGACGCCUUUCAGAACACCACAGGUGAUACUGGAGAGAAAAUGAAGAAUCUGCUCCAUUCUUCGGGCAUGAUUUUGAGCAAUGGCCUGGCGAUGGUGGGCGAUAUCUCCUCGAUUUUUUCGUCCUUAUCGCUGGGAGGAUUCACUAGCGGAAGGCUCCUCGAGGAAGAAGGUAGCCUUGCAUACGGUGUGGAUCAAACGGACGGGGAAGACCUCAAGACUGCCUUUGAUGGAAAAGUAACAGAUGCUGCUGGUCCUCCGCCUUUCGUUGACGCUGAGGCCCGGAGGAUAAUGACAGCCAAUGUGAAUACGUUAAAGGCAAAUAUUGUGGUGGCGCAAGAUGGAAGCGGUCAGUUUAAGACCAUCACGGGAGCUAUCAACUCCUUGCCAAAGAAGGGCGAUGGCCCGUUCGUGAUUCAUGUAAAGGCUGGUUUUUACAAAGAGAAUGUUAUCUUUCCAAAGAAGGUUAACAACGUAGUGUUGAUCGGAGACGGGCCAUUGAAGACCAGAAUCAGCGGCAGCAAGAACUACGUAGAUGGAGUUCAAACGAAGACCAGAAUCAGCGGCAGCAAGAACUACGUAGAUGGAGUUCAAACCUUCCACACUGCCGUUCUUGGCGUGAAUGGAGACGGGUUCAUCGCCAAGGACAUCGGCAUCGAGAACACCGCCGGGCCCAUUAAGCACCAAGCAGUGGCCGUUCGCGUAUCCGGCGACAAAUCCAUCUUUUACAACGUCCACAUGAAUGGCUUCCAGGACACUCUCUACGCCCACGCCUACCGUCAGUACUACCGCGACUGCACCAUCACCGGUACCAUUGACUUUAUCUUCGGCGACGCUGCGGCCGUUUUUCAGAAUUGCCAGAUGAUAGUCCGCAAGCCGUUGGCAAACCAGGGAUGCAUGGUCACAGCCCAAGGCCGCAAGGAACGCCGCAGCACUGGCGUCACGGUGAUCCAGAACUGCCACAUCUUGGCCGAGCCUGCGUUCCUCAGCACUACACCUCCACUGAAAGCUUACCUCGGACGUCCCUGGAAGCAGUUCUCCAGGACCAUCAUCAUGCAAACCCUCAUUGACGGGUUCAUUGCACCAGAGGGGUGGGCACCGUGGCAAGGAAAUUUUGCACUAGACACACUGUACUACGGGGAGUUCAAGAACCGUGGACCAGGGUCGGAUAUGUCGAGGAGGGUCAGAUGGAAGGGCAUCCAGACUAUUACUCCAGCAAUUGCUGACAGCUUUACUCCCGGAAGACUGUUUGCAGGUGAUGAAUGGGUCAGACAAUCUGGAGUUCCUUAUGUUGCUGGCAUGGUCUAGGUCUUCAUGUGCUCUACCUGCUUAUAAUUUUGUCAGCUUUUGCUCGAUGUAAUUUUUAAUUUUGUCUAAAAAAAGAGUCCCGUCAACUUAAUUUGACUGACUCCAUUAAUAAGUAGCUCUAAGUUCGUCGUCCUCAUAUGUGACGGCAUUUAGGAUUAGAAUCGAUCAUAGCUCAUUUGUUUAAUUCAUAAUUUUCUAAUUGAUUUUGUAAGAAGCUUCUAUGUACUUUAACCUACGUGAGAAUGAAAUAGAUUAUAUUUUAUUUUAA
This is a messenger RNA of Sesamum indicum (sesame), 2120 nucleotides long. Its product is annotated as pectinesterase-like. Gene Ontology annotation, molecular function: pectinesterase activity; enzyme inhibitor activity. Gene Ontology annotation, biological process: cell wall modification. The record is from RefSeq and is a predicted model, not a curated record. NCBI's taxonomy places the organism in Eukaryota, Viridiplantae, Streptophyta, Magnoliopsida, Lamiales, Pedaliaceae.